Molecule: messenger RNA, 1607 nt
Organism: Psammomys obesus (fat sand rat)
Lineage: Eukaryota; Metazoa; Chordata; Mammalia; Rodentia; Muridae
Gene: Art3
Product: ADP-ribosyltransferase 3 (inactive)
Exons: 10
Coding region: 213-1367 (384 amino acids)
Molecular function (GO): NAD+ poly-ADP-ribosyltransferase activity; NAD+-protein-arginine ADP-ribosyltransferase activity
Source: RefSeq, a predicted model, not a curated record
AGACUCCAGGAAAUGCAGAUUGCGGUCCCACCAAGCUGAUGGCAUGGUCCAGCCCAGCAUGGAGCAGAAUCAACUAAGGCCUUGAAAAGAGACAAAAAGCCAAGGCUCACACAUGAAGGAACGGGAUCAGAGAGGCAGACAGAGUCCAGCAGACAGGAUGUGGCGCCUUUGACUGAACUGUAAACUCCAAGAUUUUAAGCGAGAAGAGAAAAAUGAAGAUGGGACAUUUUGAAAUGGUCACCACGCUGCUGGCAGCCACAGUUCUCAUGGACAUCUUCCAGGUGAAGGCGGAAGGGCCGGACGUGGAGGCGACCGCGUUUGACGACGAAUACCGGAAGUGUGGCAAAAGGAUGGAGGUCAAGUACGCCCUCCAGCUGCUCAGGGAGGAGAUUGCCGACGACGACCUCCUGCGGGUGGUGUGGGGCAACGCCGAGGUCAACUGGGAAAAGCGGAAGGCCCAGAUCCUCUACCCGCCCAACUUCAAGGACCCCUACGGGGUCGCCCUCAUGGCCUACGUCACGGAGGCGAGCCAGAAGUCCGUCUUCUACCACACGUUCAACAGAGCUGUGCAGAGGGCCGGCCAGUCCCGACAGGACUACAUAUAUGACUUCCAGUUCAAAUCUUUUCAUUUCUACCUGGUGAGGGCCCUGCAGCUGCUGAGACGACCUUGCGAGGAGAGUUACAAGAACGUGGUGUACAGCACAAGUCCCAACAUUUCCUUCACCAUCGCGGGGCGAAACCAAGCCAGACUGGGCGAGUGCACGUUGGCGUCUUCAACCAGGCCCCUGGCGGUUAACAACCAGCAGGUGCUAACCAUCCGUACCUGCUUUGGCGUUCCCGUGGACCGGUUCCUUCAAACAGAAGGUGAAGAGGUUGUUCUGAUACCCCCGAAUGAAGUUUUUCAAGUGUCUCGAGACGGGACCGGCAAUGAGCUCAUCCUGCAGAGCACGAACAAGACCUGCAGCUACUUCGAGUGUUCGUUCCUGGGGGGUCUAAAAGCUGAAAACUGUCUUAACCUGCCAGAGCUUUCUGAACCCGUGUAUGUGUACAACCCCGUUUCCACAGGUGGGGACUCAGACGCCUCAUUGUCGGCAGAGAUGGACAAACAGAAGCUUGAAGACACUGGGAGGAAAAGCCUGAGAUCCACUAAAUCGCCAGGAAUUAAAGUGCUACAACCAGAUGGAAAUUCUCUCCUGCCGGAUGGAAAGCCUGCUCCAGGUCCAGGUCCAGAUCCAGUUCCAGGUCCCAAAACCCAUCCUUCUGCAUCCUCUGGCAAAAGGCUCCUUCCGUCAGUCACAGCAUCCAUCAUUUUAACUGUCGCUUCUGCUGUAAACUUUCUUGCUCUAGAGCUUGAAAUGAUAUCUUAACCUUUAUUUGAAAGAUGCUAUUGGGAUCCCACAGGUCAAGAGAAAAGGUGUAUCUUUCACUUGGACAGACUUAGUGUGUAAAGUAAGAACCAUGUAUUUGUUCCUUGUUUUACUAUUUAAAAGCCGGUCCAGAUAGUGUCAUAGAAUUAACUUUUCAUUUCUGUAUUAAUUUUCGGAUUAUGAAAAUCCCAAAGCUGUAUACUUGUGAUUGUAUUCAAUAAAAAAUUUAAGUUUAUUAAA